GACACGCUCGCCAGUCCGCUAAUGGAGUUGUUUGGCCCCCAGAGAAUCGUGUGAAGUGGAGUAGGAACAAGAAGCACCAUUGUUUUAAUUUACAAUUGUGACAAUUCGGCCGGGGAUGCUUGAGUGCCUCCGUUUUCCCCCUCCUAAGAAAGUUCCCCGUGGAAAUUGGAGCUAUAUAAUAUGACCAAGCAAUUGUCAAGGCUUUUAGUUGAACUUGAAGCGUUUCGGCAACAUGUUCCGCAUUUUCCCGCUGCUCUGGUUGCUGCUCUUCUCGGCUGUCCGCUCCGAAAACUGCGAUCAGGAUGCGGGUACCACUCUAUAUUGUCGCGGGGAAAGGGCUUUGCGAAAUGUCCUGCGAAAUUUAAAUCGCAGUGAAAAGCCCUUGGUGGUAGUCAGGGGCCUCGAGAUAGUCCCUCUGCAAAACAACUCGCUUAUCGAAGAAGAACUGGGUCAGGACCAGGGCCUUCUGGAUAGUCUGUCCUUUUAUUUGCGCACCCACGAGAUUAAUGUAAAGCUGGUCGAUCUCCUAGAGGAUGAAGCUCAAGUUUCUGAGGCCCGCAAAAAGGACAAAGGCCAGGGCAUGUUGUUGGCGAUGGCCCUGAUGUUUGGCAAGAUGAUGGCCGUGAUGGGCUUGGGCGGAAUCGCGGCUCUGGCCAUGAAGGCGCUGGGCGUGUCCUUGGUGGCCCUGAUGAUGGCCGGGAUGCUGGGCCUGAAGACAGCCGCCCAGCACGGCGGAGAGACUAGUCACAGCAUUUCCUAUGUGACCGGCGAGGGACAUGGACAUCACCACAAGAGAAGGCGCCGGUCGACCGGUCAACAACCCUUGGCCUACAGGGGCUGGAACUGAAGGACCUACAAAGGACCUGUUGACGUGCAUUUUGUUAGUUCUUAAGCACUUAAGUAAUUUAAUAAUUUAUCCAUCAUGCAACAGAUCCAAGUUGUUUUUAUCCCGACUGCAAUCGAAUCGAGUGCAGUGCCACUCGAGACGAUGAUGCCGCUCUGGAGUCAUGUUGCUGUUGCUGUUGACGUCGUGCUGCGGCCGAGGUUGCUGCCGUUGUUGUUGCCGCUGCUGCCUUGGAUGCUGCUCUUUGGUUUAUGAAAUCGGUGAAAGUUUAUUUGAGACGAGCUCGCAUUGUGUAGCCAUCAGCAUCCGCAGCGGCAGAAGGCAACCUACACAUGGCCAUAACGGUUGUAUUUGUGCCGAUACCCUAACUCAAAGUUAUCUAUUUUUGGCGAAAAGCAGGUGUUUUCAGAAAAUGUUAAUCGUCUUCGUAAUUGGCUAUAAUAUAUUUUAGAUUAUUUGGUCUGAAUAAUUAUAAAUAACUAUUUGACAAGAAGUUUGGAGUUCUUUGAUCCAUGUGUCGUUGAAAAAAAUAAACAAAGCUAAUUAUUUUUA
Molecule: messenger RNA, 1396 nt
Organism: Drosophila takahashii
Lineage: Eukaryota; Metazoa; Arthropoda; Insecta; Diptera; Drosophilidae
Gene: Osi5
Product: Osiris 5
Cellular component (GO): membrane
Source: RefSeq, a predicted model, not a curated record